UUUUUUGCCGCUAAAGUCGAAGGUUGUGCAAACUAGUCAGAUGCUAAAUAUCGACGGAAAGCUCUUGGGAAACACAGACUGGACUCCAGCAUUAACCGUCAUCUUAGAGACGUCUGUUCUUCCAGACCGACAAUAUGGGCAUUCAAGGCCUGUUGCAGUUUAUCAAAGAUGCUGGGGAGCCUAUGAAUGUGAAAAAGUAUAAGGGGCAGACAGUAGCUGUGGACACAUACUGCUGGCUCCAUAAAGGAGCUUUUUCAUGUGCUGAGAAACUUGCAAAAGGGGAACCAACGGAUCAGUAUGUGUCCUACUGUAUGAAGUUUGUGGAAAUGCUUCUUUCUUUUGGCGUUAAGCCCAUCUUGGUGUUUGAUGGGCGUAACCUGCCUUCUAAAAAAGAGGUGGAGAAAGCCAGACGAGAGCGUCGACAGGCGAAUCUGCAGAAAGGCAAACAGCUGCUGCGGGAGGGGAAGGUAUCAGAGGCCAGAGACUGUUUUACUCGCUGUGUUAAUAUCACUCCAUCCAUGGCACAUGAUGUCAUCAAGGCUGCCAGGACGCGUGGAGUGGAUUGUGUUGUUGCACCUUAUGAAGCUGAUGCCCAGUUAGCUUUCCUGAACAAAUUAGGUAUCGCUCAGGCAGUGAUCACAGAGGACUCUGACCUGCUUGCAUUUGGCUGCAAAAAGGUGAUUUUAAAGAUGGAUAAACAGGGUAAUGGUCUGGAGAUCGACCAGUGUCAUCUCGGCCGCUGCAAGUCGCUAGGCAACAUCUUCACAGAGGAGAAGUUUCGUUACAUGUGCAUCCUUUCUGGCUGUGACUACCUGCCCUCCCUGUAUGGCAUUGGUCUGGGAAAGGCAUGCAAGCUUCUCAGGAUAGCCAAUAAUCCAGAUAUUUUGAAGGUGAUAAAGAAGAUCGGUCAGUACUUGAAGAUGGAGAUCACUGUGCCUGAUGAGUAUAUUGAGGGUUUCACCAAAGCCAACAACACAUUUCUGUACCAGCUUGUCUUUGACCCCUUGAAGAGGAAGGUGGUUCCGCUGAACCCUUACCCAGAUCACAUCGACCCCACCUCCCUUAGCUAUGCAGGAACUAAUGUAGGAGAUGAGAAAGGAUUGGAAAUGGCUCUUGGAAAUAUGGACAUCAACACGAUGCAAAGGAUAGACAACUUCAACCCUGAUUCACCCCAGGCUUUGCCCACUAAAGCUGCCCGUAGUAGUGGGUGGAACAGCAGACGUGACAACUGUGGCCUGUUGCAGAAGAGUAUUUGGAGCAAGAAAUAUGAACCGGGCGGCACCAAGCCACAGAGUCCCACCAGUCCCAAAAGACCCCCACCUACUCGGGGCAAAGAGAAGAUUGUCAGCGUACAGAGUCUAAAACUGCCGAAGAGGGAGUCACGGGUGAAAAGACCCCGUGAAGACUCCAGUGUCUCUGUGGACGACCUGUUGGGGCAGUACUCAGCUGAUGUAAAGAGGCACCGUCCUGAAACUCCACCCACCAGUGACUCACCCAUCUCUAAGGAGAAGGGAAGUGUCAACACAGCUGAACUGCACAGGCCUCGAAACCGCUUUGCAACGCUGUUGCAGUGGAGGAACCAAUCAGAGGAAGGCACUGGAGAACAGGGCACACGCAGCAGGUUCUUCUGUCGUGGUGAAUCAACUGUCGUAGAGACACAAGAAGCCUCUAUAAAACAAGAUUCACCUCAUCCUGCAGAGUCUACAGAGAACUCACAAUCUGGUGACAGACUGUCCUUGUGUGAGGACCCCGACACUGAGGAACAACAGGCCAGAGAUGAUCAAGUCAAAGAUGAGCUAGCAAGCCCCUCUCACUCUGACAGACCUGCCAGCCUGGGUCUGGGGGUCUUUAGCUGGUCAGGAAAAACCGGAGAACUCAAUAAAGCUACUACUCAUACAGCCUCGAUCGCCACAGAUAGACUUGCCUCAAAAUCUACACCUUCCGGGUUGUCCAGCCUACAGCAGUUCCAACGAAAGAAGGGCAGCUUCUCCUGGAAAGGAUCUGGGAAGCGUUCUCUUUCAUCUUCUCCUGUAGAGGGCACUAAAGAUUCAGAGACGUCCCCUGAUUCGCCUCCAUCUCAGGACAGUGCAUAUUUCUCUCAGUCCAGCAUCGCCUCCACUAGUGUUGAGGAAGACAUCAAUGAUAGGGAAAAGGAGAGAGAUUCAGAUUGUUCCAACAGCCCAAGCAGUUCUCCCACAGAUAAGUCAAAACCUCAGAAUCGAACAAAGGUUUCAGGCUUGUCCCGGAAGCAGCCUUGUGGGCAGGGUAAAGGCGGGAAAAUUGAGACUUCUGCCCCUGCCAGGCCCAGCGGCCUGAGAAAGAAACCAAGCGUGAAGAAAAACACAGUCAACAACGAGAACAGCCCAGGCUUGCAAGCCACCAUCAGCGGCCUCUGGGGGGCAUUCAGUUACAAAAAGGACAAUCCAAAAAUAUGCACAUCCCGGAAAGGAGAGCCGAUGUCUCCAGUCAGAGAUAAUGUGAUGACGGAACCAGCUGAAUCAGAUAAAGGGAUUUUAAACAUCAGUGAAUGAUGCCUUACUUUUUAACCAUUCAUACUCUGUUAAGAGUAACACAAGCUUUGAA
Messenger RNA from Triplophysa dalaica, 2583 nucleotides. RefSeq names its product exonuclease 1 (gene exo1). Gene Ontology annotation, cellular component: nucleus. The transcript is spliced from 14 exons. Bases 135 to 2531 code for a protein of 798 amino acids. The record is from RefSeq and is a predicted model, not a curated record. Lineage: Eukaryota; Metazoa; Chordata; Actinopteri; Cypriniformes; Nemacheilidae. Gene Ontology annotation, molecular function: DNA binding; 5'-3' DNA exonuclease activity; 5'-flap endonuclease activity. Gene Ontology annotation, biological process: mismatch repair; DNA recombination.